GGACACCUGCAGUCCGGCCGGGAUGGGCGCCCCACCUUGUGCACGGAAAUAGGGGGCGAGCCACCCCCGCCAACGCAGGCUCCGGUCCCGCUGCGGCCGCGUCGGGGCGACUUCUCACGCCUCACGCCCGGGUCUCAGCUCCUUUGUCUUUAAAAUUAAGGCAUUUGUGGAAGCCCCUGCCCCGAUAAUGGAUAAUGGCCAUCUUUGGGCCUAGGUAAUGACCUAAAAGGUGAGAGAAUUUUACUGCAUCCUCAUGUCGGUUUUCGACCUUGAAGGCUGUAAACUGGAGCCAGAAGUCUCUUGUAAUAGGAUUGGAAGGGUCGACUCAGAAGCAGAAAAAUGAUCUUGAAUAUUGAUCUUGGAUCUGAAUGAUUUUAUUUUCAAAGGAAAAUACCUAAUACCUAAAGAGGUAAAAAUGAGCUCUUCUGUGAGAAGAAAAGGAAAACCAAACAAAGGAGGUGGAAGAGGUGGUGGAAAAGGUGGAGGAGGCCGAGGUGGCAAGAGUCAUUUUGACAAAUCUCAAACUAGUGGCAGUAGAAAAGGCUCAAAUAAAAUUUGGGAUGAUGGAGAUGAUUUUUGUAUCUUCGAUGAUUCAAGAGUUUCAUCCAGAUCUGGCAGCAGCACGAACAAAGUCGGAGCACAACCAAAACGGAGGCCUAAAACCAGAGUGCCCUUACAAACGCUCCGUAUGACUUCUGAAAAUCAGGAAAAAGUCAAAGCUCUUCUUCGAGAACUCCAAGGACAGGAACCGGAGGCUGGAUUUGAAGGUGGUGCUUCUGGGGAAGAAGAAGAGUCUGAUUAUUGUGAUGAUGAACUGUACCGUUCUACCAGUCCAAAGUCUUCCCUUGUUUGUGACUAUACUGUUGGAGAACAUGCUAGCUCUGCAUUUGUGAAGCCUCACAUUCCUGAAUUGGAGGUAUCUCCAUUUGCAAUCCAGAAGCUCUCCAGAUAUGGUUUUAAUACUGAAUAUUGCCAGGAAGCAUUGAAAUCCUGUGAUGGUGAUGUUGGGGCCUCUCUGGAACAUUUGCUCUCUCAGUGUUUUUCAGAAAGAUAUGCAGAGAGGAUGGAGAUAUCUCCAGCAGCAUCCUGUGUCAGUCGAGAAGAGUGUAUGGAACAAAGGCAAGAAGAAGCCUUUGCUCUUCGAUCAAUUUGUGGAGAAAAAUUUGUAGAAAGAAUUCAGAACCGAGUCUGGACAAUUGGAUUAGAGUUGGAGCACCUAACAAAUAAACUCUGCAAAUCCAAACAGAGGAAAAGUGCCAAAAAUAUACAGACUUCACGUGAAAUCUGUCAAUUCUAUCUCCAAGGAAAUUGUAGAUUUGGAUCAAAAUGCAAAUUCAGACAUGAAAAUCCUUCAAGACACCUUUCAAGAAAAGCAGAGAGAUCCAUAGAUGAUUCUCAUCUUAGAUCUAAUGAAGAUGGCUCUUUUUUAUAUGAACUUGAAAUUAGAUUUUCUGAAGGUAGCAAGUAUCCCUUCCAAGCACCUCUGGUGGCUUUUUAUUCUACCAAUGAAAAUCUACCUCUGGCUUGUCGUUUACAUAUUUCUGAGUUUCUUUAUGGGAAGGCCCUGACAUUUGCUGAGACUGCUGAACCUGUAGUAUAUUCUUUGAUAACCCUUUUGGAGGAUGAAAAAGAAAUUGUCGAAUUAUUAACAAAUACUCAUCAUAAGUAUAGUAGUCCUCCAGUGAACUCAUUGCCAAUUUCUUCUGUGAACAGAACAAAUUAUGCUGCCAAUCGUAAACCAAUGAUUCCAAAUAGUUCCUUUGUUUCCAAUCCUGUGCCAGAAGUGAAGAGAGAACUGGAACCUGAUGAGGAGGAAGAUGAUGAUGAAGUUCUUACACCAGUUUUUGUAGAGAAUGAAAGCUAUGUCAACCUCAAGAAAAAGAUUUCCAGGAGAUGUGAUUGGCAGGCUAAGUCUAUAUGUCCUGAAAAUGCUAAAAUUUGCAAGGAGUUUCACAUAAAAAAGGCUUCCAGACAAUACCAGUCAAUUCUGCAAGAGAGACGAUCACUCCCUGCUUGGGAAGAAAGAGAAACCAUUCUUGAUUUGCUGAGCAAGCACCAAGUGCUUGUUGUGAGUGGUAUGACUGGAUGUGGGAAAACUACUCAGAUCCCUCAGUUUAUUCUGGAUGAUACUCUGUAUGGGCCUCCUGAGAAGGUAGCAAACAUCAUCUGUACCCAGCCUCGACGGAUCUCUGCUAUUUCCGUAGCUGAACGUGUGGCUAAAGAGAGAGCAGAAAAAAUAGGUUUUACUGUGGGAUACCAGAUCCGCUUAGAAAGCAUCAAGUCCUCAGCUACCAGGUUGUUAUACUGUACCACAGGAGUGUUGCUGAGAAGGCUAGAAGGAGACACAGCCCUACAGGGAGUCACCCACAUUAUUGUUGAUGAAGUUCAUGAAAGGACAGAAGAAAGUGAUUUCUUGCUUCUAGUUUUGAAGGAUGUUAUGUUGCAGAAUCGAGAUCUUCGUAUUGUUCUGAUGAGUGCCACUUUGAAUGCUGAGCUUUUCUCAGAAUACUUUAAUUCUUGCCCAAUUAUUAAUAUACCAGGGCGGACAUUUCCUGUUGAUCAGUUUUUUCUGGAAGAUGCAAUUGCUAUGACUAAGUAUGUGAUUGAGGAUAGCAGUCCAUAUAAGCGUUCCAUGAAGCAAAGUUCAGAGGAAAGAAAAGCAAGACGCAACAGAACUGCAUUUGAAGAAGUAGAGGAGGACCUGAGACGUUCCCUGCACUUCUUGGAUGAGAGCUCUGUCAAGGAUUCAGUGCCAGAUCAACAGCUAAAUUUUAAGCAGCUUGCAGCUCGUUAUCCAGGAUUUAAUAAAUCUGUAAUCAAAACAAUGUCAAUGAUGGAUCUAGAAAAGGUUAACCUUGAAUUAAUAGAGGCCUUACUAGAAUGGAUUGUAGAUGGAACGCACUCAUACCCACCAGGUGCUGUAUUAGUAUUUUUACCAGGACUAGCAGAAAUUAAAAUGCUUUAUGAACAGCUACAGUCUAAUCCUCUCUUCAACAACAGACGGAGUAAGCGGUGUAUCAUUCUUCCACUUCACUCAUCUUUGUCCAGUGAAGAACAGCAGCUUGUGUUUGUUAAACCUCCCAAAGGAGUAACCAAGAUCAUCAUUUCCACCAACAUUGCAGAGACAUCUAUUACCAUUGAUGAUGUUGUUUAUGUAAUUGAUUCUGGGAAAAUGAAGGAAAAGAGGUAUGAUCCAAGCAAAGGGAUGGAAAGUCUAGAGGAUACAUUUGUGUCUCGAGCUAAUGCUCUGCAAAGAAAAGGCCGAGCAGGGCGUAUUGCCUCUGGAGUCUGCUUCCAUUUAUUCAGUAGUUAUCACUACAAUCAUCAACUUUUGAAACAGCAGCUGCCAGAAAUCCAAAGAGUGCCACUGGAACAGCUGUGCCUCAGAAUUAAAAUUUUGGAGAUGUUUACUGAUCACAGCCUUCAGUCUGUAUUCUCUCGACUUAUUGAGCCGCCUCGAAUUGAGUCUCUCCGAACCUCUAAAGUUCGACUUCAAGAUUUGGGAGCUUUAACUCCAGAUGAAAAAUUGACCCCCCUGGGUUAUCAUUUGGCUUCUUUACCUGUGGAUGUGAGAAUUGGCAAACUCAUGCUAUUUGGUGCCAUCUUCCGUUGUCUGGAUCCAGCCUUAACAAUUGCAGCUAGUUUGGCCUUUAAGUCCCCUUUUGUGUCUCCCUGGGAUAAAAGGGAAGAAGCAAAUCAGAAAAAACUGGAAUUUGCAUUAGCAAACAGUGAUUAUCUGGCCCUCCUUCAGGCAUAUAAGGGUUGGAGGCUUUGCAUCAAAGAAGGCGCUCGUGCAAGUUAUAAUUACUGCAGAGAGAACUUUCUGUCAGGAAGAGUUCUGCAGGAAAUUGCCAGCCUUAAACGUCAGUUCACAGAAUUAUUAUCAGAUAUAGGAUUUGUGAAGGAAGGAUUAAGAGCAAGAGAUAUCGAGAAGAGAUGGGCCCAGGGUGGAGAUGGUGUAUUGGAUGCCACUGGAGAGGAGGCAAACUCAAAUGCUGAGAAUAUCAAGUUAAUAUCAGCAAUCUUAUGUGCAGCCCUGUAUCCAAAUGUAGUACAGGUGAAAACUCCAGAAGGAAAAUAUCAAAAGACCAGUAGAGGAGCUGUUAGAAUGCAACUCAAAGUAGAUGAAUUGAAGUUUGUCACCAAGAAUGAUGAUUAUGUCCACAUACACCCUUCUUCAGUGAACUAUCAGAUGAGACACUUUGAUAGCCCCUACCUGGUGUACCAUGAGAAGAUCAAGACCAGUCGAGUGUUCAUCCGAGACUGUAGCAUGGUGUCUGUGUACCCACUGCUCUUGUUUGGUGGAGGCCAGGUGAACGUGCGGCUUCAAAGGGGAGAGUUUAUUGUAUCCCUGGAUGAUGGUUGGAUUCGUUUUGCAGCUGCCUCCCAUCAGGUGGCAGAGUUGGUUAAGGAACUUCGUUGUGAACUUGACCAGCUUCUUCAAGAUAAGAUCAAGAACCCCAGCAUGGAUCUUAGCACCUGCCCAAGAGGAUCACGAAUUAUCAGCAUGAUUGUGAAGCUUGUUACUACCCAGUAAUAGAUGGCCAUGUUAGUGGAAUGCUUUUCUCUUACCUGUUUAUAAUUCUCCUAGGAAAUAACAGUACCUCUACCUUUGGAAUUGUUCCAAGGUGGUUUUAGCCUUGGUAAUGGCACCCAUUGUUUACAAAUACACGAAUCAGCAAAAUUGUACUUUUCUGAAGAGUUUCCAGGAUAUAUUGAGGUACUGCAACCAAAAGUAUGGACAAUCCAGUGUAACUUGUUGGGGUGAUAAUGAUGAGACACAUUAUAACCAGUUUUGCCUGUUUUUUUUUCUAUUAACAGCUACAUUUUUGUAUUGUAAUACGAUACAAUCUCAUUUUUAAUGAGAUUCAGCUGGUAAAACAAACACAAUUUUAAUAUAUUCUUACUUUUAAGCUGUUAUUUUUUUUCCAACUCAGCCAUUCUGAUUAUCAUGAGUCCUGGUAAAAGUACCUAUUGCUUGUUUGCAAGGCAAAGAUCCUGUUGACAGACCAAUUAGAAUAAAGAACAGUACAAAUCAUGUUAACAGGGAAUAGAUAAGACCUAUUUGGAGAUUCUCGAAAUUGUGGCUACUUGAUUUAUGAAAUAUUAAAAGGUCAGUUUAGGAAACAAUGCUAAUGAGAAUGAAUUAUGUGCUGAAACACGCAUGAGCUGGUUUAGUCAUUUAGCACUCACUGUUACUAGAAACUAGACAAAAUAUGGCUGCCUUCCUGUGUGGCUAUUCCCCAAAAUACUAUCUUCAUCUCUCCAUUUAGAGGUUUUGUUUUAAACUGAACUUCAUCUGAUAAAAAUCCAUUUUCACAUGUGAAGUGUAGUUAGCAAUAAUCAGUAAAGCAAGACCGCUAUAUUUUAAGUAGAAAACAUUGUUUUUAUUCUUAAGUAGUUUAGCAUUUUAUGUCUGUAAAUGCAUCUUCAGUUAUACCACUGCUUCUUUAAUGAUGCAUUAACAUUUGGGAAAGUAGAGAUUUACACUUUCCAUCCCAUUUAUCAGAAGUGUGGCCAUAACAAUUAAAUGACUGAAUGGAAGAAUACUUAAAUUUUUUGUGCGAUCAGUUAGUAAACAUUGUCAUCCUUUCAAAUUUUAUCAGUGUUCUCUGAAAACUUAUCAGCUAGCCACAUUAGUGGUGGUAGAUCAUUUUUACUAACCUUUAUAGGAAAUUUCUCAGAUUAUCCACAAUGAUCGUUACCAACAUGUUUACGAUCACAUCUUAUUAAAGUGUUUAAAUUUUAGGAGGAAACUUGAAUAGCUUGUUUAAGUCACCAUAUAAAAAGAACAAGUAAUUCCAUGCAAUUCAUUUAAAUAAAAACAAAGAUAUUUCUAUGUCUAAUAACAUAAAACCUAAAUUAUAGUUUGUGCUUCCUCUUGAACUAAAUAUCAAAAUAUGAAAAAUACUAGAUUCACACAUUUAGAAGAAGUAACUAGGGAUACUGAAUUACUUCUUUAGACCAUUGGCACAAGGAAGCUAGCACUGCCAUUUUUAACAAUGUAUGUAUGUGGGCCUUCUGUCCUUGGCACUGUUGUUACUAUACAUAUCACAUAUAUUUAGUAGGUAGCUGACAAGUAUUGCUAUGUGACUUAAGGAAUUUUAUUAAGGUGAGUAAUGCCUUUUAUAAGCAUGAAUCUUUUUAAGAUUAAACAUUAAAAUCAUGAUAUAAGAAAUUAUAUAGGAACACUUUUACAAAUGAAUAAUAGAAUAUCAUGUGCUACUUCAAGGUAAAUUUUUGAUUUUUUUUUUUUAAACACCAACAAGAUAGGUAGUUGGUAUUUAGUAUGAUUUUAAGGAGCGCUUGCUAAAUGGUUUAUUAAAAUCAAAUAUUUAUUUUACUAUUAUUGGUAUUUAAAAAUAAUAAAGUAUUUGUCAUUCAUUAGUAUGCCCUGAUGUUUGUGCCAUGAAUAUUAUACUGUUAGCUUGUAGGAAAGUUUCAACAUGGCUGAAAACUUAUGGAUGUAGUUGUGGGACAUGGGGGUGUCAAUAAUGUAGUAUCUUCAUCUCUCUGCUCCUAUUCCAUAUUUGAAUGGAAAGGAAAAGACAAAGAAAGGAUGGGACCACUGCUCUUUUGCUUUUGUUUUCUCCAUCAAAGAAGAGGAUCUUCAGACUGGAGUUUAUUAAAAAAAAAAAAAAAAAAAAA
Messenger RNA from Sarcophilus harrisii (Tasmanian devil), 6648 nucleotides. It is a transcript of the gene DHX57, whose product is annotated as DExH-box helicase 57. Gene Ontology annotation, cellular component: intracellular anatomical structure. The record is from RefSeq and is a predicted model, not a curated record. Lineage: Eukaryota; Metazoa; Chordata; Mammalia; Dasyuromorphia; Dasyuridae. Bases 416 to 4537 code for a protein of 1373 amino acids. The transcript is spliced from 25 exons. Gene Ontology annotation, molecular function: metal ion binding; RNA binding; ATP binding.